Messenger RNA from Tilletiopsis washingtonensis, 2062 nucleotides. RefSeq names its product DUF803-domain-containing protein. Gene Ontology annotation, biological process: magnesium ion transport. Bases 12 to 1835 code for a protein of 607 amino acids. The record is from RefSeq and is a predicted model, not a curated record. Gene Ontology annotation, molecular function: magnesium ion transmembrane transporter activity. Gene Ontology annotation, cellular component: membrane. The transcript is spliced from 7 exons. NCBI's taxonomy places the organism in Eukaryota, Fungi, Basidiomycota, Exobasidiomycetes, Entylomatales.
CGGCGCGCGCCAUGAGCACGCUCACCUCGCUCGCCAGCGCGGCUCCGUCCGCGAGCGUCCUCGACGCCGCCGGCACCACAUCAUCGGCAUCGCAGGCAUCGGCAUCGCUCUCGUCUGUCAUCGCCUCGGCGUCGGCGGCACUGGCCAGCGAGGCGGCGCUGGCGUCGGGCAAGAAGAGCACGCCCAAGGCCUUCACGUACAUCGGCAUCGCCCUCGCCGUCGCCAGCGGCCUCUUCAUCGGCAGCAGCUUCGUCUUCAAAAAGAAGGGCCUGCUGCAGAGCCAGGCCAAGUUUGGGCAGCAGGCCGGCGAGGGGCAUGCGUAUCUGAAGAGCUGGCUGUGGUGGACGGGCAUGGUGCUCAUGAUCCUUGGCGAGGUGCUCAACCUCGUGGCCCUCUCGAUCUCGUCGGCGCUGCUCGUGACGCCGCUAGGCGCGCUCUCCGUCGUGAUCUGCGCCAUUCUCUCGAGCAUCUUCCUCAAGGAGAAGCUGACGCUGUUUGGCAAGGUCGGCGCCUUUCUGUGCAUCGUCGGCUCGACGGGCAUUGCGCUCAAUGCGCCCGUGUCGCACGCAGCGGGAGACAUCGAAGAGUUCAUGCAUCUCUUCAUCGCGCCGGGCUUCCUCGUGUGGAUGUCGCUGUGCAUCAUCGCGAGCCUCGGGCUCGUCUUCUUCGUGGCGCCGCGCUGGGGCAAGAAGCAGGUCAUGGUGCACAUCACCAUCUGCUCGCUCACCGGCGGCCUCUCCGUGUCGUGCAUCUCGGGCAUCGGCUCGGCGGUGAUCCUAACGAUCCGCGGCGACAUGCAGCUCAAGCACUGGUUCUUCUACUUCCUGCUGGCGUUCGUCGUCAUUACGCUGCUCGUCGAGAUCAACUACCUCAACAAGGCUCUGGAACUCUUCAACACAGCAAUGGUCACGCCCACGUACUACGUCGUCUUCACGUUCUGCACGCUCGUGUCGAGCAUCAUCCUCUUCCAGGGCCUCGACACGACGGCGACGGGCAUCAUCACGAUCGUGCUGUGCUUCCUCACGAUCUGUUCGGGCAUCACGCUGCUGCAGCUCAGCAAGAUCGACCCGGCGGACCUGACCAACGCCGACGGCUCGCCGCUGGACCGCGAGACGACGCUGCUAAUCCGCGCCUCGCGCUCGCACCUCGCGCACGAGAAGGGCCUCGACGCCACGGCCGAGGAGCCAGGGCCCGACGCCGUGCGCGGCGGCCUCGGCGUGCUCGGCUCGAUGGUGCGCGCCCGCAGCCGGCGGCGGCUGCACGCCUCGUCGGACGCCUACGCGAUGAGCGAGAGCGGCAUGCUCAACACGUCGAGCAGCCGCGACCUGCAGCGCUUCGAGCUCUCCGACUCGCCGAUGCGGCGGCCAAGCGACGCCGCCCUGACGCUGCCGAACAUGCCCUACAAGCGCGACACGGCCAUCUCUUUCACCGAGGAGAGCAAGCAGCCGCACGGGCAUCACGCAGGUGAGGCGGCAUACCGCACCGAGGGCGGCCGCGGUGCGCAGGCGGGCAUGGGUGCAAUCCGCGAGGGCAGCGGCGACACGCGCGACACGGAGGACACCACGCCCUCGAUCCGGCCGAUCAAUGCGCUGCGAACGAUGUGGGACGACCCACAGCCGCGCGACUCGUACGACCACUCGCCCGCCGUGCACCGCGACGAAGAGUCGCACGACCGCAGCCCCGAGGAGGAGCACUCGCACAAGUUCUUCCCGCAGCCGCGGCGCAACGACCCCGACUACGAGGAGGAGUCGCAGCUGCUGCGCCCGCGCAGCGGCACCGUCGACUCGGACGACGAGGAGGAGCGGCAGAAGGAGCGCGCGUCACGGCGACGGUAGCAGCGCCGGACGCUGCCUGCUCGUGCGCCGUGUCAUUCUUCACCAUGCUGAGGAGGAAUGGAGAUUUGUAUUGCUCAAAGCACACGCAGCUCGCAGUUGCUGAGCGCGAGGACGGAAACCGGCGCUUGUCGCAGCGGCGAGAGCAUCAUUGCUGGCCGUCCGACUUGUGCACCUGGUAGCCCGAGGGCGUCGUGUAGGUCGAGUUGCCCUUGCCGUCGUUGUGAUAC